This is a messenger RNA of Sturnus vulgaris (Common starling), 2322 nucleotides long. It is a transcript of the gene SPRTN, whose product is annotated as SprT-like N-terminal domain. Gene Ontology annotation, cellular component: nucleus. Lineage: Eukaryota; Metazoa; Chordata; Aves; Passeriformes; Sturnidae. Gene Ontology annotation, molecular function: polyubiquitin modification-dependent protein binding; single-stranded DNA binding; metalloendopeptidase activity. The record is from RefSeq and is a predicted model, not a curated record. Gene Ontology annotation, biological process: DNA repair.
GCGCCGCGGCGGCUGCGGAUCCCGGUUGCCGAUCCCGGUUGCGGCUCUGCCUGCCGACGGGAGCUGUACUCGGGAUGGAGGACGAGGAUUUCUUGUUGGCCCUCAGGCUGCAGCAGGAGUGGGAAGAGCAGGACAAGGCAGCGGUAGAGGCGGCGGCGGCAGCGACAGCGGCAGCGUGCCCUGAUGUCUCUCCGUACCGCUCGUCCCUCCGCCCGCUGUCGGUGGUGGACGAGGCGUGGGAGCUGCUGGACCCCAGCCCCGACGUGCACGGCCUGUUCGUGCAUUUCAACCAGACGCUCUUCUGGGGCAAGCUGGAGGCUGUCACGGUGUCCUGGAGCCCCCGCAUGACCAGCUCUGCUGGUAUCUGUUCAUAUCACGAAAGAAGUGGGUUGUGUUCCAUUCGUCUCAGUGAGCCGCUUCUGAAGUUACGGCCCAGGAAGGAUCUUGUGGAGACAUUGUUGCAUGAAAUGAUCCAUGCCCUGCUCUUUGUUACUCAUAACUACAAAGACCGUGAGUCUCAUGGACCAGAGUUCUGCAAGCACAUGCGUCGCAUUAAUCUCUUGACUGGAGCCAAUGUCACAAUCUAUCACAAUUUUUACGAUGAGAUUAAUUUGUACCGCCAGCACUGGUGGCGAUGCAAUGGCCCCUGCCAAAACAGAGCGCCUUACUUUGGAUAUGUGAAGCGUUCAAUGAACAGAGCACCCUCUGCACAUGACUUCUGGUGGGAUGAACAUCAAAGGACGUGUGGGGGCACGUUCACAAAAGUGAAGGAACCAGAGAAAUUCUCAGAGAAGUCCAAGCAGAAAACCCAGACAGCAAAACCUCCACAUUUCAAGUCAACUAACAAAGGCAAUACACAAAUGCAAGGUAUGCAAGACCUGACUCCUUUUAGUGGAAUGGGAUAUCGGCUUGGAGGAGGAGAUGGUGUACUUUCUGAGAAAAACACAAAUGCCAGCAGCUCCACUGAAAAUAGUGAAGUGCAUGGCUCACUGCAUCAUUCAGCAGUAAGGAUAAUGCCAAUCCCUAAAAAGGAGAAAAAACUGGAAAAAUUACCCCACAGUGGCAUCUUUCUGUUUCAUGCCAAUGGUGCCAGUGAGAAGAGCAACUUAUCUUUAAAGCGUGAGUUUCCGAAACCAUGUGCUGCUAGUGCAGAAGAUGAUGAGAACGACUGUGGGUUCCCUGCUAGGGUGGCUCGUGUUGCUGAAGAAACGUCAAGCCAAGGCUCACCAGUUGGCAAGAGGGCUAUGCCAUCUUCUAACUGGUCACCAAAACGAAUUUGUUUGGAGCAGACCCCAAGAGCUCAGGGUGCAUCUGAGAAAAAACGCUUAGAAUGUGCUAAUACACUGCAGCGAUGGCCAAAAGAGGAAGAUAAAACUGCCUUUGAAAAGUAUUUCAUCCAAAAGGGGGGUACUGAUGUCACUACAACUACAAAAAGCAGAGCUGAACUUCUAGAGUCCUCUGCAGGUCCCAGCAAUCCUGUGAGGCAGGAUAGAAGAGUCAGUUGUCCUGUCUGUGAGACUGAUGUUUUGGAAUCUAAAAUAAAUGAACAUCUUGAUUCUUGUCUUGCGUAAAACAGCAGAAAGUUUCUUAAAAAGGUAAACCAGGGCUGGAAGCAUUGUUUGAAAGGUAAUUUGCUCAGGGUUUGUUCAGCUGUGGUUACACCCCUGUGUGCCUGUUCUGAAAUGGAAUUUAAAAUGUAAGUGACCUCCGUAUCCUCAUGCUAGUAAGUAAAAAUUGUGUUGAAUGCUGCUAGGAAUAUUGGUAAAGACUGUUCCUGGAAAUGUCAUAAAAGCUUUCAUGAUUUCCCAGUUAAACUUCCAGUGCUAUACAGGACAAAUUAGGGUUAAAGGGACAUUACCUGCCAGUCUGUAUUCUUCUGGAAGCUAGCUAGGUUCUUGGUUAGCAGGCCAGUCAGUUGAGUGCUAAAGCCAUUGUGCCAUGAAAAGUUAUGAGUGCCAGGCACAUGUGUUUUCCAUGUGAGCUUCCUGAAACGUUCUCUUGCUGCACUAAGGUAUUUAACGGGUUAAACAUUAAGCAGUUUUAUUCCUUACAACCAGUAAAACUGACUGUAUGUAUAUUUGCUUAAAAAAAAUAGUUUUAUAUAAAUAGCUUUUAAACAAAAUUGGUUUAUAUCUUCUUACUGUGAUUUUAAAUGGCUGUAUCAGCCUGGUUUGUACAUGUUUACAGUAUUACUGCUGCUCUCUUAACUCAUUUUAAAUGCUUUGUAUUUUAAAAAUUAUUGACACUACAGAAGAUUAAUGUAAAUUACUUUGUUCUUGCAUACUUUGAAUAAAUUGUUACUGAAGUUUAAAUUUCCACUAA